Messenger RNA from Bicyclus anynana (squinting bush brown), 1304 nucleotides. It is a transcript of the gene CPR41, whose product is annotated as larval cuticle protein LCP-30-like. Gene Ontology annotation, cellular component: chitin-based extracellular matrix. The transcript is spliced from 7 exons. The record is from RefSeq and is a predicted model, not a curated record. Gene Ontology annotation, molecular function: structural constituent of chitin-based larval cuticle. The coding region runs from base 72 to 1196 and encodes 374 amino acids. Lineage: Eukaryota; Metazoa; Arthropoda; Insecta; Lepidoptera; Nymphalidae.
AAAAAAGGUAUAUAAAGCCUUUGGUGUUAGAGCCAACAGCAUUCAGGUGAUAAGCUGUGUAGAUAACAACAAUGCGGGGGCUCCUGAUCUUAUCGUUGGCAGUAACAGCUGUCUUAGCUGCUGAUCUGCCAUCUCCAACUGCUGUCCCCAUUAGUCGCGCCACGGCUACAGCAUCUGUCUAUAACCCUGGCCGUUAUUACGCUACCAGAGCCCCUUACGCUACCAGAGCUCCAAACCCGGGAAGUUAUAACCCGGGCCGCUACGACCCUGGUCGCUACGACCCUGGCCGUUACGACCCUGGCCGCUACAACCCUGGACAAUAUGACAGUAGCGGUCGCUACGUACCUGAUGGCUCCGGUGCUUACGACGGUGACCGCGGAGACCGCGGGGGCGCUGGCGGUUUCUACACCGGAUCAUCAGACAAAGGCGGUCCGGGCGGAGCUUACGUUGGCAACAAGGACCAAGGUAGCCGAGGCGGUGCCGGAGGCCAAUACGUUCCCGACAAGAAUCCUGUUUUCAGUUCUGGUGGCGCAGUAGAAGAAAAGAAACCCGCAGUUGAAGAAAAACCCGUUGUCCCAGCUGAAGUAGAAGAAAAGGAACCUAUUGUUGAAGUGAAGCCCGUGGAAGAAAAAACUGCUGUUGUUGAACCAGUCAAAGAAGAAGAAAAGCUCCCAGAAGUCGAAAAGGUCCCAGAAGAGGAAAAGGCCCCAGAAGUAGAAAAGGUCCCAGAAACCGAAAAGGUCCCCGAAGUCGAAAAGGUCCCAGAAGUCGAAAAGGUGCCUGAAGUCGUAAAGGUGGAAGAAAUUGAAAAGGUCGCAGAAGUCGUCGUUGUUAGGCCUGUCGCACCUGUCACCAUCAAGCCUGUAUUUAUUAGCAACACGCCUCUAUACGUCAAACCCACACCAACGUAUGUGCAGUAUCCAGCAAUUCCCAAAGUGCCUGGUAACUACGAAUACAAUUACGGCAUCGUUCGUCAAGAGACCGAAGUCCUUCCUGAUGGAUACCACUAUUUGUAUGAGACCGAGAACAAAAUCCUCGCUGAGGAGGCUGGUAAAAUCGAGAAAAUCGACAACGAAAGAGAAGGUCUCCGUGUCAGAGGUUUCUACGAAUACGUCGGACUCGAUGGUGUCACUUACAGGGUAGACUAUACUGCUGAUGAGAAUGGUUACGUGGCGAGCGGUGCUCACUUGCCUUAGAAGAUUACUUGCCUAGUUAGUUAGUCUUUUGUUGACUAUUUGUUAUUUGUUAUCGUUAUUGUAAUACAACAUAUUAGUUUUAAGUAUUUUGUUAUAUCCGACAUUGUU